Molecule: messenger RNA, 4222 nt
Organism: Porites lobata
Lineage: Eukaryota; Metazoa; Cnidaria; Anthozoa; Scleractinia; Poritidae
Source: the annotation of a GenBank genome assembly
AUGACAUCGUUUGCAGACUUUGCAGAAGGAAUCGUCGCGCUUCAAGUCGACUAUUACGAGCAAGCCGAAGGUGAAUACAAUCAAGACCCAUUUUCCGUUCGGUACAAAACUCGAAUGAGCACCGAACGAGUGUUUGGUCUGUGCGAAGGUGAGGAUCAGCCCGAGGCGUGGACGAGUCUCCACGCGUCUCAUAGGCUAAAAGCGCUUGCCGUGCAAUUCGAAGAUUCACUCGCUUCGGAGGAAGACAGACAACGCGCACUGUUCCGAAAGCACUGCGAGACCUUGGCUCAAAAGGAGCAGGAACUUGUAGAUAUCCAGUACGCGGAGGAGUCCGGGGACCCUCUAUCAUCUAUUUUAUCCAGCGACCCUCUUAUCAAGAACGCUCUGCUCGAGUAUCGCCGAUAUGGCCUGGCUGAUUUGCGUUACAUAAGCAACGCACAUGUCCUGGCCGUUGUCUGCCCAGUCUCAAAGAAAUGGUUCUUUCCCCAGAAACUGCCCACCCUCGCCGUCCGGCUCCAUCCGUCCUUAUUCUCUUCUGGAGACACCACGGGGUCAAUCGAACAGGACGAAGGUACCCUGUCUCGUUGCCACGUACCCGACGCCCUACGAAUUCCCAAGGACAGGCAACCGCUUUGGUUUUCCAAUCUGCUGACAUUUCACCCGGAAGAACUGCUUCAAAGCACGCCAUGGACAGUUCCCGAUCAAGAAGACUCGACGCGUUCUCCUUUCGAUCCGGUCCAAGAACUCAUACGGGCCAUGGUCGUCACGCGACAGGUAUCUGCGUUUCUGGGACGAGAGGCCAGGUUUCCUACUGAUUCGUAUGCACAAGUGGACAGAUUGCACGCAGCAUUCUAUCAACUCGUGAAGACGCAGUUUGUGGACCCCGCCUUAGAAAAUGCCCGUCAGCGAUUUCAUGCUGGCGAUUGGUCCAACUUCUGUAUGACGGCCUUACAACAUUUGCCGGUUGUUCGACCCUGCAAACAAGACGAGGAAGAGGAGGGCGUGGAGUGCGUACUUACUGGAAAAAGAAAACACCUUCUCCGGGUCACUGUUGUGAGAUGUCCCGUCUUGGAGUGGGAUUGCACCGUUAAGUCAUUUAGAGAUCACAUCAACUGGUUCACGUCUCGGUACACUCGAGGACAACAACGCUGGUGGCAGGUGGCUACUCAGCGGCUUCCAUUCCGCAGUAAUCCUCGAAACGGCUCGCGCCGUAGACGAUUAUCUUCUCUUUCUUCCACAUCGUCGGUUUCUGGGGCACCCGAAAUCAAUAGCCGGCAUCGCGGACGCAGGACGGUUAUUCAGGUCUCCAAUAACUGCCAAGAUGCCGACGACGAUGAUUUCGACGGCUUCCUGGUGGGGCCUUGGACAAACAGUUUGAUCUUACAUCGUUCCGUGGUCGACCUCCUGUGGCAAGCGUGGCGGUUGAGCCAUCUUAACUGGUGGAUCGAUGUCGUUUUCCUUCAGUGGAGAAAAGAUAAAUCAACAUCCCAUUCCACAAACCAAGAGGCUAUUUUCAUCAUCACAAACGCCAUAUUUGCAGCACUAAGCCAAUGCCAGACUUCAACCGGAUCGUGGUAGUGGUCGAUCGCAACCCCUUUGGAUCCACCAAGGGACAAUGGGCACGCAUCUUGGGCGUCCUGAAAAACGACGAGAUUUCUCUGAGAUGGGAUGACUCUUUCAGACAGGCGUCUCGUAAUUUCUGGAAGUGGAACAUUGCUGUGUGUCUGUUUGACCAAGCCAAGAAAGAUGCCGUUCCGGUGGCGCUAUGCGAAAAUGAUCAUCUCGCCCAAAACGUGUCUAGCUUUGUUAGCAUUUCUGCAGCACACCUUCGAGAGGGAGGUUUUUUGCGGUUAGCGCCUUUACCGGACGUGAGACGCAUCGACUACCUCGACGAGCAAGACGACGCUAUUAGAGAAGCACUCGGUGACGCGUCCACCGCUUUACCACAUGUGCGACUGGGGGAACUCAUGGCCGCAGCUCGCAGUGAGUGCUUACGAAGGACCGUGCAGGGAAGCAACGUUACUUUGGCUGUGGUGCGCCGAAUCGUGUCUCGUCUUCUAAGAACAGACGAGGACUCCAUCACGAGAUCAGACGUUACUGAGAAGAGGAAAAGAAAAAAGAAAAAGAAGAACAGCGCCGAACAACGGGAGGAACAAAUGGCAAGGGUUUCCGAAUUUUUCAGAUUGAAGAGUGCGAAGACUUACUUCUUCGAGCAAGUCAAAACGAAGGCUGUCGUCGCUCCAUUUGCGUGUCGUACCUUUGUGCCCAAUUUGGAACGAUUUUAUGCCAGUCGGGGAAACCAUCCAGGUUACCUUAAGACGGUGGCUCGGUACGUAGAUGGGCUACCUCCGUGGGACCGGGCUUUUGUUGAAGAAUGGACAGUUUUGGGGAUCGAGACACCGGCACCAUCCAUGGACGAGCGGAUGGUUUUGUUGCAGUACCCGAACGACAAUGGGAUGGGUUAUUCUUUCGCGGCUUGUGAUUCGGCCGGAUUGGAAAAGUUGAUAUCCGGAACCAAGUCACCCGCAUUCAGUGAAGUCUAUCGUGACGAUCUGGUCCUCACUGCGAUUCCCGUCGACUGGGAUAUGCCUGUCGACAAAGUCAUUGGAUCUACUUGGAACCCGAUGGCCUGGGUCGAGCGCAUCGAACGUGCUGCAGAUGCUGCUUUGCGUCACUUGAUACCGAGUCUCGAUUUUGGCUCUCACAAACGACGAGUCGCGCAGACCCGCAUGUGGAUAUCAGAAGAGAUGAUGGCGAAGGUGACACCGGAAGGAGUAGUCCGAGUCCAGGGACUGGACAAAGUUAGCGUCCACGUAAAUCUCCUUCUUCCCCGCAACGUCAUCAUUUGGAACUACAAGGAUCUACGAGUGGUGUACGAAGAAAUGGAACGCCAAGACGGUGCGCACUCCUCUUGGUAUCUCGACAAAUCGAUCACCAAACUUCGUCUUCCGGCUUGUUUUAAGAGGCGACAAGACGGUUCCUAUGUCCAUCGCCUGGUUCCUUGGCGCGGUACUCCUGCCGAUGUCUUUGGUGCACUCGUGCAUGCCAGACACGACGUGCCACCAUGGGAAGGUAUCGACAUGGCAGUCUUCAGGUCAACUUUAUCUAAACAAGCUCCUGGGAUUACGGGAUACAACAUAAAAACUGUUGCUAACGAAUGCGACGUGAACUUCAACGAAGCUAUAGAAGCCAUUCGUCUCGCUUUGUCUAGUACAAGGGAAACUGUUUCGGUGGAAUUAGCACCGGCCUCGCGGCCGCCUUUCGUCGCUGUACGAAGGCGUAAGGAGGGAAACUGGUGUGUCAUUAAAGGAAACACACAUGGCCAUGCUACGAUGUAUUUCGUGAUCGACAAUCGAGCGCGUGCGUGGAUUCACUGUCACAACGACAAAUGCAAGACCAAGCGUUUAAAGGCCGCCACAAAACCGUACAUCGACCUCUCGACGGCUCGCAUUUGUGUGCAAGAUUCGUGAUCGCUCUUGGAAAGGUCUUGUAUAAUCUAUUCUCUGCUCGUUUGUGGAUAGCCAUAGCAGUCGUCAUCGUGGUCACGAAUUUGUUAAAAACUCUUCUGUUGCACGUUGGAUUGGUCAUUGGUGAUGUGGCAGAGUUCAUCAACGAAAUCGUGGCUGUUGUGUUUGAGGUUGUUAACGCCGUCGCCAACGAGGCGUCAAAGGUAGGACACGGUUUCAAGGAUUUUUUUACCGGCCACUUUAAACGACUCUCACACGAAGGAGACUACGCUACUCGAACUCACCUGACAGUACCCCCGAUCCUGUCUCAACUGGCUAGUCUCAAGGACCACAUCGACGAUACAAAGGAAUCACCGGUCGGGCAACCUUUGGCCGAACUGAUCCGACUGCUUGCGCGCGUACGGGUAUGUCCUAGUCUUGCGUACUUUCGGACUAUAUCCCUUUCGAGAUGGAUCAUCAACGGUUUGGUCGAUGCCUUGUUGCCGGGUUUGUGCGAAAACAAGGUAUCGAGAGCCAUACAAGUGAUGCUGUUUCUCUUCGAUGGUCUUCCGAGACUUUUGGGUUGGAUAGGUUCAACCGGCGUCCUGUUAUGGCUCAUUCUGAUCGAAGGUUGGCCUUUGAUCGAAUGGGGUCUUCUGGUCUUAUUUGAGGUCACCGUCUUUGCUUGGAUCAAGGUUCGAGAUUCACUUCGCUUUCUGGAAAAUCCAUCAGAUAAACAGAACGGCUGGAUUAGCUAUAGCAAACCUUUGAGAUGA